Molecule: messenger RNA, 1900 nt
Organism: Marmota flaviventris (yellow-bellied marmot)
Lineage: Eukaryota; Metazoa; Chordata; Mammalia; Rodentia; Sciuridae
Gene: Ikzf2
Product: IKAROS family zinc finger 2
Biological process (GO): regulation of transcription by RNA polymerase II
Molecular function (GO): RNA polymerase II cis-regulatory region sequence-specific DNA binding; DNA-binding transcription factor activity
Source: RefSeq, a predicted model, not a curated record
GGGGCCAGAGAGGGAAAGAGAGAAGGGGGAAACACAAAAAACUUCUUUCUUUCUCUCCGUUUAUCUUCAGCCCGACAUUGUCACCUCCUCUUUGAGGGGUUAGAAGAAGCUGAGAUCUCCCGACAGAGCUGGAAAUGGUGAUGAAUCUUUUUUAAUCAAAGGACAAUUUCUUUUCAUUGCACUUUGACUAUGGAAACAGAGGCUAUUGAUGGCUAUAUAACGUGUGACAAUGAGCUUUCACCUGAAAGGGAGCACUCCAAUAUGGCAAUUGACCUCACCUCAAGCACACCCAAUGGACAGCAUGCCUCACCAAGUCACAUGACAAGCACAAAUUCAGUAAAGCUAGAAAUGCAGAGUGAUGAAGAAUGUGACAGGAAACCCCUGAGCCGUGAAGAUGAGAUCAGGGGCCAUGAUGAGGGUAGCAGCCUAGAAGAACCCCUAAUUGAGAGCAAUGAGGUGGCUGACAACAGGAAAGUCCAGGAGCUUCAAGGCGAGGGAGGAAUCCGGCUUCCGAAUGGUAAACUGAAAUGUGACGUCUGUGGCAUGGUUUGCAUUGGGCCCAAUGUGCUUAUGGUACAUAAAAGGAGUCACACUGGUGAACGUCCCUUCCACUGUAACCAGUGUGGAGCUUCUUUUACUCAGAAGGGCAACCUUCUGAGACACAUAAAGUUACACUCUGGAGAGAAGCCGUUCAAAUGUCCUUUCUGUAGCUACGCUUGUAGAAGAAGGGACGCCCUCACAGGACACCUCAGGACCCACUCUGUGGGUAAACCUCACAAGUGCAACUACUGUGGACGAAGCUACAAGCAGCGCAGUUCACUGGAGGAGCACAAGGAACGCUGCCACAACUAUCUCCAGAAUGUCAGCAUGGAGGCUGCUGGGCAGGUCAUGAGUCACCAUGUACCUCCUAUGGAAGAUUGUAAGGAUCAAGAGCCUAUUAUGGACAACAAUAUUUCUCUGGUGCCUUUUGAGAGACCUGCUGUCAUAGAGAAGCUCACGGGGAAUAUGGGAAAACGUAAAAGCUCCACUCCACAAAAGUUUGUGGGGGAAAAGCUCAUGCGAUUCAGCUACCCAGAUAUUCAUUUUGAUAUGAACUUAACAUAUGAGAAGGAGGCUGAGCUGAUGCAGUCUCACAUGAUGGACCAAGCCAUCAACAAUGCAAUCACCUACCUUGGAGCUGAGGCCCUUCACCCUCUGAUGCCGCACCCGCCAAGCACAAUCGCUGAGGUGGCCCCAGUUAUAAGCUCAGCUUAUUCUCAGGUCUAUCAUCCAAACAGGAUAGAAAGACCCAUUAGCAGGGAAACCUCUGAUAGUCAUGAAAACAACAUGGAUGGCCCUAUCUCUCUCAUCAGACCAAAGAGUCGACCCCAGGAAAGAGAGGCCUCUCCCAGCAAUAGCUGCCUGGAUUCAACUGACUCAGAAAGCAGCCAUGAUGACCACCAGUCCUACCAAGGAAACCCUGCCUUAAAUCCCAAGAGGAAACAAAGCCCAGCUUACAUGAAGGAGGAUGUCAAGGCUUUGGAUACCACCAAGGCUCCCAAGGGCUCACUGAAGGACAUCUAUAAGGUUUUUAAUGGAGAAGGAGAACAGAUAAGGGCCUUCAAGUGUGAGCACUGCCGAGUCCUUUUCCUAGACCAUGUCAUGUAUACUAUUCACAUGGGCUGCCAUGGCUACCGGGACCCACUGGAAUGCAACAUCUGUGGCUAUCGAAGCCAGGACCGUUACGAGUUUUCAUCACACAUUGUUCGAGGGGAGCACACAUUCCACUAGGCCUUUUCAUUCCAAAAGGGACCCCUAUGAAGUAAAGGACUGCACAUGAAGAAAUACUGCACUUACAAUCCCACCUUCCCUCAGAUGUUGGCAUACCGUUUUUUAAAAAAUAUUAUUACUGUCAAUAAUU